GAGACCCUGAUAUGGACUUCACGUUCCAGAUCCUCCUCCUGGCCUCAUCCAUCCCAGCAGGCCUGAGCUCCUGGGUCGUCUCCACACCCCAGGCUGUGCAGGGCGUAAGGGGCUCCUGCCUCAUCAUCCCCUGCACCUUCAGCUUCCCUGCCAGCGUGGAGGUGCCCCACGGCAUCACAGCCAUCUGGUACUAUGACUACUCAGGCAAUCGGCAGGUAGUGAGCCACUCUGAGAACCCGCAGCUGGUGGAGGCCCGCUUCCGAGGCCGUGCCCUGCUGGUGCGGGACGCCGAGCACAAGGUGUGCAGCCUGCUGUUGAAGGACCUGCAGCCCAAGGACUCGGGCUCCUACAACUUCCGCUUCGAGAUCAGUGAGGGCAACCGCUGGUUAGAUGUCAAAGGCACAGUGGUCACGGUGAGAGAGGAGCCCAGCGUGCCCAUCAUUUCUUCGCCGGCCGAGCUGAGGGAGGGCAUGGAGGUGGACUUCAAAUGCUCCACUCCCUACGCGUGCCUGCAGGACUCAGUCAGCCUGCAGUGGCAAGGCCAGGACCCCGCCCGCUCCUUCACCUCCAAUCUCCAGAAGCUUGAGCCCACAGGCAUCAGCCACCUGGAGACCCUCCACAUGACCCUGUCGUGGCAGGACCAUGGCCGGACCCUGCGCUGCCAGCUCUCCGUGGCCAAUCACAGGACUGAGGGCGAGAUUCACCUCCAAGUGCAGUAUGCCCCCAAGGGUGUGGAGAUCCUCCUCAGCCCCUCAGGGCGGAACAUCCUUCCAGGUGAUCUGGUCACACUCACCUGCCAGGUGAAUAGCAGCCACCCUCAGGUCAGUUCCGUGCAGUGGGUCAAGGAUGGGGCGCACCUCAAAAACCAGAGUCGUGUCCUACAGCUGCCGCGGGCAGCCUGGGCUGAUGCCGGCAUCUACACCUGCGAAGCUGGGAAUGGCGUGGGCUCUUCGAUCUCACCCCCUGUCAGCCUCCACGUCUUCAUGGCUGAGGUCCAGGUGAGCCCAGCAGGCUCCAUCCUGGAGAACCAGACGGUGACGCUGGCCUGCAACACACCUAAAGAAGCACCCAGUGAGCUGCACUACAGGUGGUACAGGAACCACGCCCUGGUGGAGGACAACCACAGCCGCAUCCUCCGGCUGCACGCAGCCACCAGGGCCGACACGGGCUUCUACUUCUGCGAGGUGCAGAACGCCCAGGGCAGAGAGCGCUCUGGCCCGGUCAGCGUGGUGGUCAACCACCCACCCCUCACCCCGGACCUGACUGCCUUCCUGGAGACACAGGCAGGGCUGGUGGGCAUCCUCCAGUGCUCUGUGGUCAGCGAGCCCAUGGCUGCUCUGGUGUUGUCACAUGGGGACCUCAUCCUGGCCUCCACUUCCGGGGAGGGGGACCACAGCCCACGCUUCAGUGUCUCCUCUGCCCCCAACUCCUUGCGCCUGGAGAUUCGAGACCUGCGGCCAACUGACAGUGGGGAGUAUACGUGUUCAGCCACCAACUCCCUUGGGAAUGCAUCCUCCACUCUGGACUUCCAUGCCAAUGCGGCCCGCCUCCUCAUCAGCCCAGCAGCAGAGGUGGCAGAAGGACAGGCGGUGACACUGACCUGUAGGAGCGGCCUGAGCCUGACGCCUGACACCCGCUUCUCCUGGUACCGGAACGGGGCCCUGCUUCUCGAGGGGCCCAGCAGCAGCCUCCUGCUUGCUGCGGCCUCCAGCACCGAUGCCGGCUCCUACCACUGUCGGGCCCAGGACGGCCAUAGCACCAGCGGGCCCUCCCCACCUGCUGUCCUCACCAUCCUCUACGCCCCACGCCAGCCCGUGUUCACCGCCCGGCUGGACUCGGAUACCACAGAAGCCGGGGCUGGACGGCGAGGCCUCCUCCUGUGCCGCGUGGACAGUGACCCCCCCGCCCAGCUGCGGCUGCUCCACAGGGACCGUGUCGUGGCCUCUUCCCCGCCAUCUGGGGGCGGUUGUUGCAUGUGUGGGGGCUGUUCCCAACACACAAAGGUCACCAGAGCCCCCAACCUACUGCGUAUAGAGAUCCAAGACCCAGUGCUGGAGGAUGAGGGUGUGUACCUGUGCGAGGCCAGCAGUGUCCUGGGCAACUCCUCUGCCUCAGCAACCUUCGAUGCCCAGGCCACCGUCCUGGUCAUCACACCGUCGCACACGCUGCAGGAGGGCACCGGAGCCAACCUGACUUGCAGGGUGAGCCGGGAAGCCAGCGGCCCUGCCAACUUCUCCUGGUUCCGGAACGGGGCGCUGUGGGCCCAGGGCCCCCUGGAGACCCUGACGCUGCUGUCUGUGGCCAGAACGGAUGCUGCCCUCUAUGCCUGCCGCAUCCUCACCGAGGCCGGUGCCCAGCUCUCCAGCCCCGUGGUCCUGAGUGUGCUCUAUCCCCCAGACCCUCCGAAGCUGUCCGCUCUCCUGGACGUGGACCAGGGCCACACGGCUGUGUUCGUCUGUGCUGUGGACAGUCGCCCUCUUGCCCAGCUGGCUCUGUUCCACGAGGGGCACCUCCUGGCCAGCAGCCUGGGGCCCCAGCUCCCAUCCCGUGGCCGCCUCCAGGCCAAAGCCACAGCCAACUCCCUGCAGCUAGAGAUCCAAGACUUGAGCCUUGGGGACUCUGGCAGCUACCGCUGUGAGGCCACCAAUGUCCUGGGAUCAGCCAACACGUCCCUCUCCUUCCAGGUCCGAGGGGCCUGGGUCCGGGUGUCCCCAUCGCCUGAGCUCCGGGAGGGCCAGGCUGUGGUCCUGAGCUGCCAGGUGCCCACGGGGGUCCCGGAGGGGACCUCAUACCGCUGGUAUCGGGAUGGCCAGCCCCUCCAGGAGUCCACUUCGGCCACAAUCCAUUUCGCAGCCAUAACUUUGAGCCAAGCUGGGGCCUACCAUUGCCAAGCCCAGGCUCCAGGCUCAGCCACCACGAGCCUGGCUGCCCCCGUCAGCCUCCACGUGUCCUAUGCCCCUCGCCAGGCCACGCUCACCACCCUGACGGACACAGGCCCUGGGCGACUGGGCGUCCUCCUGUGCCGUGUGAACAGCCACCCUGCAUCCCAGCUACGACUGCUCCACGGGGACCUCCUCGUGGCCUCCACCCUCCAGGGUGUGGGGGAGCUUGCAGGCAGCUCUCCCCGGCUACAGGUGGCUGUGGCCCCCAACACGCUGCGUCUGGAGAUCCACAGUGCAGUGCUGGAGGAUGAGGGCAUCUACACCUGCGAGGCCACCAAUGCCCUGGGCCAGGCCUCAGCCUCAGCCACGUUUGAUGCCCAGGCUGUGAGUGUGCAGGUGUGGCCCAAAGCCACUGUACAGGAGGGGCAGCUGGUGAACCUGACCUGCCUUGUGUGGACCACCCAAGUGGCCCAGCUCAACUACACGUGGUACCAAGACAGGCAGCAGCGCCCAGGUACCACCCCCUCCAUCCUCCUGCCCAAUGUCACGGUCAUGGAUGCUGCUUCCUACCGCUGUGGCGUGUUGACCCCUGGCCGGGCACUCCACCUCUCCAGACCUGUCACCCUAGACAUCCUCUACGCACCCCGCAGCCUGCGCCUGACCUAUCUCCUGGAGAGCCGUGGCGGGCCACUGGCCCUGGUGCUGUGCACCGUGGACAGCCGCCCCCCUGCCCAGCUGGCCCUCAGCCACGCUGGCCGCCUCCUGGCCUCCUCCACUGCAGCCUCUGUCCCCAACACCCUGCGGCUGGAGCUGUGGGAGCCCGGGCCCAGUGACGAGGGUCUCUACAGCUGCUCAGCCCGCAGUCCCCUGGGUCAGGCCAACACGUCCCUGGAGCUGCGGCUAGAGGCUGUGCAGGUGAGCCUGGCUCCGUCAGCCACCGUGCCCGAGGGAGCCCCCGUCACAGUGACUUGUGAAGACCCUGCUGCCCAGCCACCCACCCUCUACGCCUGGUACCACAACGGCCGUUGGCUGCAGGAGGGGCCUGCUGUCUCACUCUCAUUCCCGGUGGCUACACGGGCUCACGCGGGCGCCUAUACCUGCCAGGUCCAGGAUGCCCAGGGCACACGCAGCUCCCGGCCCACAGCGCUGCAUGUCCACUAUGCCCCUCGAGACGUUGUCCUAUCCUCCUUCUGGGACUCAAGGGCCAGCCCCAUGGCCGUGGUACAGUGCACUGUGGACAGCGAGCCACCUGCCGAGCUGGCCCUGUCCCGCGAUGGCAAGGUGCUGGCCUCCAGCCGCGGGGUCCACGGCUUGGCAGUGGGGACGGGCCAUGUCCAGGUGGCCCGCAAUGCCCUGCGGCUGCGGGUGCAAGAAGUGCCCUCAGGUGAUGAGGACAGCUAUGUCUGCACGGCCCGCAACUUGUUGGGCUCAGUCAACACCACGCAGCUUCAGGCAGAAGGUGUGCAUGUGGUGGCCAAGCCAGGGCUGGAUGUGCCUGAGGGCUCAGCGCUGAACCUGAGUUGUCACCUACCUGGUGGCCCUGGGCCCAUGGGCAACUCAACCUUUGCUUGGUUCUGGAAUGGCCGGCACCUACACACAGAGCCUGUGCCCACCCUCGCUUUCACCCACGUGGCCCGUGAACAAGCUGGAAUAUACCACUGCCGGGCUGUGCUCCCCUCUGGGGCCACCACCUCUGCUCCAGUCGUGCUCCGGGUGCUCUACCCUCCCACGACGCCCACCAUGACAGUUUUUGUGGAGCCUGAGGGUGGCGUCCAGGGCAUUCUCGACUGUCGAGUGGAGAGUGAGCCCCUAGCCAGCCUGACCCUCCACCUUGGCAGUCGACUGGUGGCCUCCAGCCAGCCACAGGUUGCUCCCGCCAAGCCACGCAUCCACGUCUCAGCCACGCCCAAUGCCUUGAGGGUGGACAUCGAGGAGCUGAGGCCCAGUGACCAGGGCGAAUACGUGUGUUCUGCCUCCAAUGCCCUGGGCUCUGCCUCUGCUGCCAUCUACUUCACAACCAGAGCCCUGCACCGCCUGCAUCUGUUCCAGCAGCUACUCUGGGUCCUAGGGCUGCUGGCAGUCCUCCUCUUCCUGCUGUUGGGCCUGGGGGCCUGCUACACCUGGAGAAAGAGGUAUUUUCAUAAGCUGAGAGUGGGUGAAAAUUUGGUGGAGAUGGCUUCUCAGAAGGAAACCACACAGGAGGAGGAGGUUACCAGACUCGGUGAUGACUUGGGCUCUAUGAACAAGGCAGCAUUGGGUCCUGCCUGACUCCACGAAAACAGCUCUGUGGCACCUGACUUUCUAUGACCUGGCUCCAAACCCCAAGAAAAAUGGGUGGUGAGAGGUGGAGGUGAACCUCAAUCUACCCAGAAGAGUGUUGACCCUGGGACUCUGAAGAGAAAUUUGAUCACAUUGUCCAUUUCUCUUUCUCUUUUCUCUGGAUCUCAUCUCUCUAUUGAUCUUCCAUUGCACUGCCUCUUCACAUCUUUCUCCUCCAACCUCACCCUGGACUUUUGGAAUGGAUUCGAAUAGAAGAAGAGCUUUCUACUUCAUUACAGGCUGGUCAAGGCACUCUGUACUAGCUAGAAUAUAAGCUAGGCUGCUCUAACAAGACCAAAUACAGUAACUUCGACAUGAGAGAGUUUGAUUUUUCUCUCCCAUACUAGUCUGGGUAUGUUAUGGUGGUUUAAGAUAUUGGAGCUCUGGAUCCUUCUAUUUUGUUUUUCUCCAUCCCUAAAAUGUUGCCUUUGAUUGUGAAGUUCACAAUGGUCCCAUUAGGUUCACACUCCCUCCAGCAACAAGAGGGAAGAACAGAAGUUAAAGGCAUACCCAUUCCCAUUGUGGAUACAACCCAGAAGUUGCACAGGUCAUUUCUACUUACUUCCUAUUGGCUGGAAUUUAGUCAUAUGGCCACUCCAAGCUGCAAGGGAUUCUGGGAAGUGUAGUUUUAAUUGUGUUUGCAAAGGACUCCCAACUAUGGACUCAUCCCUGAGAUGUUGACAUUGAUGAGAAUGCUGCCAGCAGGCCACAUUCUCAGUGCCCAUCUACUGAAGGCCAGGGUGUGUCCCUGUCCACUAUGGUAAUGGGCUUCCUGGAGGAGGUAGUCCCUCUCACACAUUAAGACUGAGGAAAUCAAGAAGGUUUUGUGAUCCCUAGGGAGAGGGAAUGCUAGGCAGUCAGUUUGCCUGAACAGGCAUCUUGUGCCAGAUCUGGCCCCUGGAAGAAGAGGUGCCCCCAUUUCCACUCCCCCACCCCCAGAGAAUGUGGGGAGCACACAUGGUCUCAGCAUCCUUGUUUCUGCUGCAAGUGCAUUCCUGUCCAUGGAUCAAAUGAGCUCAUGUUCUCUUCCUGGAAGCUUGUGCACCAGGGGCUAAGACAAGGAUCACUAAGAGAGAAUAGCAUGCCCCUAGGGAAGUCAGUGCCUGAGGGGAACCACUUCUCAGGCGGGCUAGCGACUCCCCUGGUAUCCUGGUGGCAGAUGGUGGGGGGAGCAAAGAGCCCACCACUCUGGGAUUUGAGUGCAGAAAUGUGAAAAGACGUGGGAAGAAUAGGAGCUAACAGGUUGGGAAGAAAUUGGAGGCCAGGUGAGCUUCGUGUAGUAGGGCUGGACCCUUCCAGUCCCAGAUCCCAUUCUUAUCAGUGCCUGAUUGCCAGGGUCUUCUUGGGAGCCUAUCAGGCAUGUCCUUCCAAUAAACGUCCAUCCU
Messenger RNA from Hippopotamus amphibius kiboko, 6586 nucleotides. It is a transcript of the gene SIGLEC1, whose product is annotated as sialic acid binding Ig like lectin 1. The transcript has 21 exons. Lineage: Eukaryota; Metazoa; Chordata; Mammalia; Artiodactyla; Hippopotamidae. The coding region runs from base 12 to 5150 and encodes 1712 amino acids. The record is from RefSeq and is a predicted model, not a curated record.